GCAUCAUUUAUUCCUUUUCUUGUGUCGUUGGAAAAGAUACUGUUUCUUUUUUUCAUUCUAGUGUACUCUGAGUGUACUACGAGGCGGCUGGGUUUCAAAGAGGAAGGGGAACGCCCCCCACCGAACUGUACACAAUAGCUUACUGAAGAACAGACCUUUCGUGAUGUGUGCAGUUCAUGUCUGAAAGCAGACGUUUCACUCCUGUCUAAUUAGCAUUCUGUUCUCGUCCAUUCAUCGUACUGCCCAUUAUUCCAAAGUCUUCAGCCAAAGCAUGGACGUACGCUUUAAACGUGCGAGCUUGGUAUAUUUCAAGACAUUCUGCCGCAAGGAAAACAUUGUACUUAACAACAGUGUAGCCUACUAGUACUGCAGCUGCAAAACAGUGCACCACUCUACACUCUUAGCUACAUAGCUAAUCAAAUUUAUGGUUGUUUUUAGUCUGUUUUUUUUUUAACUAAUGAGAAAGGAAGACAGAUUCACAUUCAGGCGGAGUGGGAAGAAAAUCAUUGAAUAAUCAGUUCUCAGUGUUUUGAAACCGUUUGAACUUUUUCUAACCAAUUUUGCCUCGACUCGCUUUUGCAUUCCCCCACGGAGAGCGGUUGCCACGGGAUACACGUGAAGUUUCCCCUGUCAUGGAGAGAGGAGUUUGUAUUAUCCCUGUGGUCGUUCUCAUUUUCCAGGAGGCGGUGGGGUUUAGCAUCAGGAAUGAGCAGCUGGGGAGGUGUAUGCAGGCCCUGGGGGGUCGGCUGGUAUUGGAGGAAUGCAGGCCGGACUCAGGGCCCCAGCAGUGGGAAUGGCGACCCCACACCCAGGCCCUGGUCAGCGUUCAGACGGGGGAGUGCCUGAGCGCGUUGCAGCCCCAGGAGCACGAGAGCGUCCGUCUGCAACCCUGCGGGGCAGGGGGUGGGGAAGGGGGCGGGGAGGGCCAGGCCUGGGGCUGCUCUAAAAAGGGCCACCUCACCCUGUCGGGGACCAAGGGGCUGCACCUCAGCGCCCACCAGGACGGCGCCAAGGUCCUCCUCUCCCAGGAGCGCGGGCGGGGCAGCAAGUGGAGGACCCUGGGAAACCGCACCGUUUGCAACGAGCCUGGGGGACCGCACCACUGGCAUCGCCACGGCAACAAGCCGACCCCGACGCCCGCUGCCGACACCAGCUCCGCUGGCGCUAAUGCCGGGCAGAGUCACAUUCUUGCGAUUUUCACAGAUGCUGUGGCUGCCCCAAACCCAACUGAAAGUGACCCAGAGAAGAAGCUCCGCUCUCUGCCUUACUCCACCAGAGACCCAGGCCCAGACCCACGCCCGUCCACCACACCUUUUUUCAGCCAGGAGUACGGGCUGGGCUGGGAGGUGGCUAUGCUAGUUCUUACCUCCUUGGCUCUUGUGAUUGGACUGCUCGUCCUCGUCCUCAGCAUUUACUACAACAGGAAGAAGAAGGUGAUGUGCGUGGUGAAGUCGUACACCCCGACCGGGGAAGCCAGCCUGCAAGGGUCCCCGGUGCCCAAUGAGAGGGCACCCCUUACCCGUCACCCGAUGAAGCCCCCCCGAUCCCCCUCACUGCAGAGAGGAGAGAUCCUCAUCGAAUGGAAGGACGGCACCGUCACCCCCCUCUUCGACACCCACACCUAUUUAGCAGACUGAGUAGAGCGCACACUAUAUGUAGAAAUACAGAUUAAUAGUGUUACAUACCUGCCUGAGUCUUAGUUUAUGAUAUGCAUUUCAUCAGUGCGGACUAGUAGGCUUAAAUACCAUGUUUAAUUUGCUUUCUUCCAGUUUAUUAACAUUCACAUUUGGGCUUGUGUCUGGGAAACAUUCCCAAUGUUCUCAAAAAAAAAAGGGACUAGGGCAGUUUGCGCAAUCAAAAUACAGAAUUUUUUUUAAAAAUAAGGAAACCUGUCUCCAUUGAAUUGUGAAACGCCUCAACAUGAAUGUAACAUGAUGCAUGUCCUAGUCUGCCGCCAUUUUAUUUGUAACGUGAAAUGAAAUGAGUUUUUCACUGUCCUUGUGGGACUGUUCGUGUGGAUCCUCCAAGAUCCUGAGACUACUCCAGUAGUGUCGUAUUUUUACUGUUGCCAUUGGUUGGCAUGUGGAAGCUUCAGCAGUAUUAACUUUUUAACAAACUGACUGGUAGCAUGUAAAGUAAAGGCAAUAAUAACAAAAACUUUGCUUUAACAUUGCUGAACAGAAGUUAUUUAAUACUUGUCUCUCCUGCCUACAGUAUUUGAGUUAAGAUGCACAGAAACUGUUCAGAAUAAAACUGGAAAUGCUGUAACCGAGAACGUAUUUAUAUGUGGUGGAAAAAUUACUCCAAAUAUACCACAUACGUACAUUUCUAAUCGUUAAGUAAUAAUCAAUAGUAAUAUUAAAUCAGAAUAUUUUUUUAAAAAAUUGAUUAUUUUAAUGUGUAUAGUGUUGUAACUAAAACAAUCUACUAAAACAUAACUUAUACCAAGAUUAUAUAAUGCAAUUAUUUUGAAUAAUAUGCUGUUUUUACACCCUUUUCUUUUUACACUAUAUGGUUCUUACUGUUGUACAAAUAAUUUUUUUGUAGUUUAUGACCCAGGUGAAAAGAUUAAAAAAGUUUCCUUUAUGCUUUUUUGCCUAUGCUUUAAUAAUAAUUUUAGAAACUUGUCUAAAGUCUUCCUUGUUAUUUUCAUACCAAGAGUCUACUAAGGGUGCUUUUACUGCAAACCACCCUGAAGAGAAGUGAAAAUGAAUCUAAAUUCAAUAAAGGAUGUGCUUAAGUAAAUUUAAUAGGCAGUCUAAUUGUGAAAAGCACUAUUACACAGAGCAUAUGGUAUUUAUACAUCUGUUAAUACGUACACGUGAACAUGUGAGCCUUGUAUUUAAAUGCUGGACCAGAGCAAGAAAGAAGAACGCUUUGACUGUCCCGAUAUUGGAAUCAUUGUAGCCUAAUUACUUAGUUAAAUUUCACUGUGACCCUU
This is a messenger RNA of Anguilla anguilla (European eel), 2941 nucleotides long. RefSeq lists its product as uncharacterized. Bases 633 to 1637 code for a protein of 334 amino acids. NCBI's taxonomy places the organism in Eukaryota, Metazoa, Chordata, Actinopteri, Anguilliformes, Anguillidae. The record is from RefSeq and is a predicted model, not a curated record. The transcript has 5 exons.